Messenger RNA from Anneissia japonica, 1130 nucleotides. Its product is annotated as U6 snRNA-associated Sm-like protein LSm3. Gene Ontology annotation, biological process: P-body assembly; mRNA splicing, via spliceosome. NCBI's taxonomy places the organism in Eukaryota, Metazoa, Echinodermata, Crinoidea, Comatulida, Comatulidae. Gene Ontology annotation, cellular component: precatalytic spliceosome; catalytic step 2 spliceosome; U6 snRNP. The transcript is spliced from 4 exons. The record is from RefSeq and is a predicted model, not a curated record. The coding region runs from base 117 to 431 and encodes 104 amino acids. Gene Ontology annotation, molecular function: RNA binding.
ACAAAUUCCUCAAAGCCUGCACACAUCAAACAAGCGCUUGUUUAUGUACCUGAACUAUGACCCAUAGCUAGAGUCAAGGGUCACAGUGAACAAAAUCUACGACGAAGAAACGAAGCAUGGGUGAUGAGGUUGAAACGCAAGUUCCUACAAACGCUGUCGAAGAACCAUUGGAUUUGGUCCGGCUCAGUCUGGAUGAAAGGAUCUAUGUAAAGAUGAGGAAUGAUCGUGAACUCAGAGGGCGAUUACACGCCUACGAUCAGCAUCUGAAUAUGAUACUUGGUGAUGCUGAAGAGACAGUCACAACUGUAGAAAUUGAUGAAGAGACAUAUGAAGAAAUAUACAAGUCAACCAAGCGGAACAUUUCCAUGUUAUUUGUCCGAGGAGAUGGAGUGAUUCUGGUAUCACCGCCAUUGAGGGCUGGUGCCAUAUGAAGCAACAGUACUUUAAAAACUUAUGAAUAAAAUAAAUAAAUAAAUAAAUUUGAUUUCUUACCAUUCCUUUUUAUACCUGCUGUUGCACUCACUUCUAAUUUUAAUGCCCAGAAAAGUGAAAGGAGUUAAGGAGUAGGUUCUAGCUCCUCUUGUAAGAUAAAAAGAAGUUUUUUUUUCAUAGGCAUAGGCCUACUCCAAGUGUGCAUGGAUCAUCACCCACACAUGUGAGGCUUGUAAAGUGGUAUCCAUUGGGUUCAAAUCCAUGGUUAUGGCACCAAUUUAGGAGUUAAAAAGUGCCCUUUACAAACUCUAUACAUUUGUCUUGGGCCCCUAAUUGGGAAAAAUACUGGCCUAAGAUUGUGGGUUGGUUGGGCAACACAAGCUCUAUUUUUAGGCCUAAACAUGUAUACUAUAUUUCUCAGAAUUAUUGAGAUUCAUAAGCAUUAUAUAUUCCACAGUAUGAUGCCAAUAGAUUCUUGUGCACAUUUUGGUUAUGAGCCAAAUAGUGCCAUCUGUUGACAAUUAUUAUUUCUCGGCUUUUUUAUGUAAUUAAGCUUUUUUCUUGGUACAUUUAAAAUAGAAUAGUUUUAGAGAACAACAAAACACAGAGAACUAUUUGUAUUCUUUGUUUUUUAUUAGAAAAGUCGGCAUAUGAAAAUAUUCAUCUAUUGUAAUAAAGUCUCUGCUGAUUGUACAGUG